CGGGACUGUUUAAACUGUGUGAAACAAGUGAGAUCGGAUAUCUCUACGUUUGGCAAGCCCACGCGGCCACGCCAGUUCCGUUGACCGAGCGGAGGGGAAGGUAGAGUGGUGAGGGCUGGAUUCGGAGAGCGUGAUAGCUCUCUACGUUAUGUACUGUAGGUCAAUCGGCGUUAAUAUCUUUUGUUCUUGCGGCCGAGUUACACGAGGGCGUUACUACCGCGUUAGAUUCGAGUUCAAAGUCACUAUGUUUUUCUCACAUGAAAUUUUGCAGAGGAAGAGUGCCCUGGGACAGAUAUGGAUUGCAGCGACAAUGGGGAUAUCCCGAAUCAAUAGACGCAAAGUCCAGGGCAUAGAUGUGAUUCAAGUCUGCUCACAGAUUUUGGAACCGGUGACACCCCUUGCACUGCGGCUAUCAGGAAUUCUGAUGGGUAAGUACACCAGCCGAGUGUCUACUCUUGUCGAAUCUUGCGACUUUAUUUGAUUGAUGUCCUCCUCCUCCCCGUUUCCCCCCCCUCUCCCCCCCAGCCCCCCACUCUGAACCUCCUCUCACUCCCCCUCCCCCGUCCCCUCCGCUUCUGCCUCCCCCUCCCAUCCCAUCCCUUUUAGGUUAAGCUUUGUAAAGUUAAAAGGGAUGCCUUUUCUGAUUAUUUUCAGUUGGUACAGGUUAGGCUGGUCAUUCCUGACCGUUUUUCAUUUCCCCCACCCUUGGCCGCCCUUCGCCUCCCUUCCCGCACCCAGUACCCCCCUCUCUGCACUCCCUCACCCUCAAAACAAAAUAACAAAGACAAG
Messenger RNA from Chara braunii, 789 nucleotides. The record is from the annotation of a GenBank genome assembly. Lineage: Eukaryota; Viridiplantae; Streptophyta; Charophyceae; Charales; Characeae.